This is a messenger RNA of Pezoporus flaviventris, 1596 nucleotides long. It is a transcript of the gene AK2, whose product is annotated as adenylate kinase 2. The transcript is spliced from 6 exons. The coding region runs from base 32 to 772 and encodes 246 amino acids. The record is from RefSeq and is a predicted model, not a curated record. NCBI's taxonomy places the organism in Eukaryota, Metazoa, Chordata, Aves, Psittaciformes, Psittacidae. Gene Ontology annotation, cellular component: cytoplasm; mitochondrion. Gene Ontology annotation, molecular function: AMP kinase activity; ATP binding. Gene Ontology annotation, biological process: ADP biosynthetic process.
GGGCGGGGCUGGCGCGCAGUCGGCGGCGGCCAUGGCUCCGAGCGCGCAGCCGGGCGAUGGCCGCGGGCAGGCCUCGGGUCCGGGGCUCCGCCGGGGCAUCCGCGCGGUGCUGCUGGGCCCGCCCGGUGCGGGCAAGGGCACGCAGGCCCCGAAGCUGGCAGAGACCUACUGCGUGUGCCACCUAGCAACCGGCGACAUGCUGCGGGCCAUGGUGGCCUCGGGCUCCGACCUGGGCAAGCGCCUCAAGGAGACGAUGGACGCCGGGAAGCUGGUGAGUGAUGACAUGGUGGUGGAGCUGAUCGAGAACAACCUGGACUCUCCUCCCUGCAAGAACGGCUUCCUCCUGGACGGCUUCCCGCGCACGGUGAAGCAGGCGGAAAUGCUGGAUGAGCUCCUGGACAAGAGGAGAGAGAAGCUGGACUCAGUCAUCGAGUUCAGCAUUCCCGACUCCUUGCUCAUCCGGAGAAUCACCGGCCGGCUGAUUCACCCAGCAAGCGGCCGCUCUUAUCACGAGGAGUUCAGACCCCCGAAAGAGCACAUGAAGGACGAUGUCACUGGAGAGCCCCUCAUCCGCCGUUCGGAUGAUAAUGAAACAGCCCUGAGGACGCGCCUGAAGGCCUAUCACACCCAGACCUCCCCCCUGGUGUCCUACUACAGCAAGCGUGGGAUCCACACGGCCGUGGAUGCCUCCCAGUCUCCUGACGUGGUGUUUGCCAGCAUCCUGGCAGCCUUCUCGAAAGCAACAUGUAAAGACCUGGUUAUGUUCAUUUAGGGCUCUGUCCCAGGACGGAGCUCUCCCGCUUUUCUCUCUGUCUCUCCAUCUCUGUCUCUGGGGCCAGGGAGGGUGAGGAGCUGAGCAGAGUAGAAGAGGAGGGGACGCGGCCCAAGGCAGGGCUGUGCUGAUUCCCUAUUAAAGGAGCUGUUAACGGUCUCUGUAUGUCGGGAGCUGUGUGCCUGCGGAUGCCGGAGCUUUGGCCUCUAGAGGUCGCGGCGAGCCCGAGCACCCGCUGCCGGGAGCGGGGUUUGCAUCCCCGGGCUCUAAAGGCUUUUAUUUCACUCUAGAAGGAGCUGAACUUCCAGCUCCUCCUGGCUGCUCCCCAGCAGGAGGUUGGGGAGCAGGCCUGGGUGCUGGGUAGGUGAUGCUCUGUAGGCAAUGACACACAGGGUUACUUUAGGAAGCGGUGAAGGGCUUUCUGUGUGCGUGUCAUCUGGGGAGGGACGGUUUGAGUGCUGCUGCUCAGGGCUGGCCGAGAGCUUGUCUUGGUUCUGGGGGUGUUAUUCUCUGUGGGGCAGGUUUACCUGAGAGCUCAGCCCAUCUUCCUCCCAUUCUGAUGGGGUUUUAGGGCAGAAGAGGGGGAGUAAGAGCUGGGGAGGUUUCAGCCUCUCAUUUGUGGGCCCUAAUCUAGCAAAUAUGAGGUGCUUUCUGCUUUAACUGGAAGUCUCUGGUCAGAGCCUAACAGUCACUGUGGUGAUCUGAGGACAAGAAAAAGACAUGGGCUUUAUCUCUUCACUCUUGCCUUGGCUUUGGCCAAGGAGAUGAAGAUGUGUUGAGCUGCUCCUGAUCCCACAGCCUAAAUAAAGCCUUAUUGCCAAACA